Messenger RNA from Ctenocephalides felis (cat flea), 4713 nucleotides. RefSeq names its product diacylglycerol kinase eta-like. NCBI's taxonomy places the organism in Eukaryota, Metazoa, Arthropoda, Insecta, Siphonaptera, Pulicidae. Gene Ontology annotation, molecular function: protein binding; ATP-dependent diacylglycerol kinase activity. The record is from RefSeq and is a predicted model, not a curated record. Gene Ontology annotation, biological process: intracellular signal transduction; diacylglycerol metabolic process; lipid phosphorylation. The transcript is spliced from 20 exons. The coding region runs from base 106 to 4713 and encodes 1535 amino acids.
UUAUUCGAUGAAAUCGAGCUCGCAAACCUAUGUGUGGCGGAAUGCAGUACUAAAAACGUGAACCACAGUUUCCAAGUGAUAACACCGAAUCGAUCUUUAGUACUUAUGGCGGAAACACGACCAGAAAUGGAGGACUGGCUGUCCGCCUUGAAAGCCGCCUCCAAUCGCCUCUACUAUGAACAAGGAGUCCACGAUUUUUUAUCAGGAGAUCACCACUGGUAUGCGACGUCUCACGCUCGUCCGACUUACUGCAACGUGUGCCGCGACGCUCUCUCGGGCGUCACGUCGCACGGUCUCUCCUGCGAGGUCUGCAAAUGCAAAGUGCACAAGAGGUGCGCCGCCAAGGCGGUCAGCAACUGCAAAUGGACCACGCUCGCCAGCGUCGGGAAGGACAUUAUAGAGGACAAGGAUGGGAACAUUACGAUGCCCCAUCAAUGGAUGGAAGGAAAUCUUCCGGUUUCGGCCAAAUGUGCAGUCUGUGAUAAAACUUGCGGAUCAGUAUUAAGAUUACAGGAUUGGCGAUGCCUCUGGUGUCGUGCGACAGUUCAUACGGCUUGCAGACCCGCUCACAAAGUAAAGUGCCCCCUCGGCCCGAGUAAAGUGAGCGUCGUGCCGCCCACCGCUCUGCAUUCUGUGGGCUCCGAGGAGACAUGGGAGGCGACCAGACCGCAGGGUUGCUCGCCCCUAUUGGUUUUCGUCAAUUCCAAGUCGGGUGAUAACCAAGGUGUGAAGUUCUUGAGGCGUUUUAAGCAACUUCUGAAUCCUGCACAAGUAUUCGACCUGAUCGGUUCAGGUCCUGGUGUAGGUUUAAAUUUAUUUAGAAACUUUGACCAUUUUCGGAUACUGAUCUGCAGCGGUGAUGGAUCAGUAGGAUGGGUGCUUUCGGAGAUCGAUCGAUUAGAUCUUCUGAAACAAUGUCAAGUAGCAGUUCUGCCUCUGGGCACCGGCAACGAUCUUGCUCGUGUUCUGGGAUGGGGCGCCUCAUGUGAUGACGACGCACAUCUACCUCAAUUAUUAGAACGUUAUGAAAAAGCUGGGACAAAAAUGUUGGACAGGUGGAGCAUCAUGACAUUCGAACGUGACAUAGCUUUUCCCAAAAUACCAAAUGGUGACACAGUACCUUCUUCGAGUUGCGACACAACAGCAGACACGCCUUUGUCACCAGCUCUGGAGCAGUGCGAGGCUUGCGCCUUGUGGCACUUGCAAACCAUUCUGCAGGCUGAUGAUAGUGCAGCAAUUCAUGCUUCGGCCGAAUUGCUCCAAAGAACUGUCCAGGAAAUGUUGACGCGUGUCAGGGAAAUAAAUGCUGCGGAAGAAGAUGCUACGGAGAAGGAGCAGCUUGAAGUUAAGGCUGAUUUACUUAAAACGAAACUGGAUAUGCUGAUCGAGACUUUAAAUAAUGAAGAGGUUGGUUCUGUGAGUCUUUCAAAUACCACAAGAGGCGGUUCCGGAGAUGUUGAAAAAGGCGCCAUGGAUAAAAAAGAAAAAGAACACCUUAAUCUAACAGAGAGACGAGCUCGUUCCGAUAGUUUUAUAGAACGCGAAGCACUACAUUGCCGUGCAGAUAGUCUAAAACGAGCAAUGAGAAAUGUUAUGCAACACACGGAAAUUGAAACAUAUAGAAGUAGAUCGACUCAGCAAAAUUCAACAAAGACUACUAAAACAACAGACAGACACCGAACGACCGCGCGACCUCGACCAGGUUCAAUAACGCCGACAACCCUCGCCUCCAACCUCCUGUCGGCCGAUGUAGUACCUGCGCCCGGAGAACGUUUGACUUCCAUAUCCCCGCUGCCGGAUCAGCGCCGGGAUUCGAAUAUAUCGACCGGAUUCGAUCACCUCGUAGCCACAUUACCUGUGCCACAGGAAUUUGCGGACAGUAGACGGUCGUCAUACCAACAAAGCAUUCAAGAAAUGGAAGAAGCAGCCGCAGAACUCGUAAAAUUAUUUCCGUUAUGCUCAGCAACGCACCGCACAGAACAAACUACUACCAAUGAAAGUGAAUCCACGACUAUGACAGGCGAUUUGCCUUACGAUGAAAUGUCAUUUAAUUCCAAUACUCCCUCAAGUAUGCCCUCUCAGGAAAAAGAUGAUUCUAUAGCUACAGUUUGUACCUCAAAUAAACGCAAACUAGAACCUCCCCGAAUUACCGUAGAUGAUGCUAGUAAUUAUGAGAGCAAUGUUCUGGAAUCAGAAGCCAUGAUGAUAAUCGAUACUGAUUUGAUUAACAGGAGAGAUUCUACAGCCAGCGAUGUAUUAUCUGCUAUGAGCAAUGAAGAAUGCAGUGUGGGAUCCGAUAUUUUAGAUAAAGCUUAUACAGCUCCUCAAAAUUCGGACGGAGAAGAUGCCAAUGGCCACAUAGGGCAUAUCGAUAGUCCAGAAACAUCAGAUACGACUUGUCAAAAUUCUGAAGCUCUGCAUGGUGAAUCUAUAGUGGAUGAUAUAAGCUCGGUGUUAGGACAAGAUUUAGUAGCUGCGAUUACUGCUGACCAAACGAUGACGGAAGAUUCGACAGUCUUCCGAAAAGAUUGCAGGGCGAAUGGAAAAGUACAAGCUUCUGGAAUUGAUAACCGAAGUGAUGAACAGAAAAUCAAAUACUGUAGUUUGGCACAAUUUGAAGAAGGAAACGAUAUUGCAAGAAGAUCUUUUAAACGUCCUUCUUGUGAUAAUACUAAAAUAGUUAAAGUAAUGGAUGAAAAGGAUAUUUUAAAUGAGGAAUUAGAAGAAAUAGCGUCAUUAAAGCAAAGAAUUCAAGGAUCCAAAUCGGCAAAGCAAACUUAUCCUAGUGUCGUAGUUGAACCUCCUUCACCAAUAAUAAAAUCAGAUAUGCGAAUCGCUAGAGCGAGAAAAUCAAUAGGUUUUGAAGGAUGUGCGGAGAGCAGAAUGGAGAGUUUAGGUGUUAGAAAUGAUACACAACGUCAAAGAAGUAAUUCGGAUUAUAACCCUAAUUUGCUAAGACCAGAUGCCGAGCACAUGAAAUUUUUGGGUUGUUCACCUGCGGCCACUAGAAGAAUAUCAAGCGGAAGUUUAUUCAAGGGCAAUGAAGCAGCAGUGUUGGCAGCUUCAGUAACGAGUUUAUAUGCUGGGUCAUCUCUAGGGCUAGGUCUUGGAAUACCACAAUGUCAUAAAGAUGACAAAGAUGAACCAAAUAGACGUCUUCCUAUUAUAAAUCCAUUAGUUCAGUUACCUACAUGGCCUCAUGUUAGCAGUGGUAGCGGUUUCAUAUCAAAAUGUCUUCUAGCUAACGCAGAUGCACUUUGUGCAGCGGUUAGUCCGCUCAUGGAUCCUGAUGAGACUUUGCUUGAAGGAUUUUAUGAAAGAUGUGUGAUGAACAACUACUUCGGAAUCGGUAUCGAUGCUAAAAUAUCACUGGAUUUUCAUCAUAAACGUGAAGAACAUCCUGAAAAAUGCAGGUCUCGAGCAAAAAAUUAUAUGUGGUACGGAGUACUGGGCAGCAAAGAAUGGCUGCAGAAAACUUACAAGAAUUUAGAACAGCGGGUCCAAUUGGAAUGCGAUGGUCAAAGAAUACCUUUACCUAGCUUACAAGGAAUUGUUAUUUUAAAUAUUUCUAGUUUUAUGGGUGGUACAAAUUUCUGGGGUGGUAAGAAGGAAGACGAUUGUUUUCUUGCGCCGAGUUUUGACGAUAAAAUUUUGGAAGUAGUGGCAGUUUUUGGAUCAGUACAGAUGGCCGCUUCUAGACUCAUUAAUCUUCAACAUCAUCGCAUCGCACAAUGUCAAACAGUACAAAUUUCAAUUUUAGGUGACGAAGGGGUUCCGAUUCAAGUGGAUGGUGAAGCCUGGAUACAACCUCCUGGUAUAAUUCGGAUAAUACACAAAAAUCGUAUGCAAAUGCUUUGUCGGAACAGAGCUCUUGAGACUUCGUUACGCACUUGGGAAGAAAAACAACGGAGAAAUUCAGUUUCACCUGCAGGAGAUCGCUCUAGAGACCACGGACCAUCCUCAACUACAUCUCAAGAUGAUGAUAGAUCUUUCUCAUCUGUUCUUAUGUCGGAUAAAGAGAUGACUUUAUUAUUGAACUUCAUAGAAGUAGUGAGCACACUUGUAAAAUGGGUUAAAUUACUUAUCAUUAGCCAUCCAUCUCUUGAAGCAGAUUUAUAUUCAAUAGCGACUCGUUGUGGUACUUGUUUAGAAAAUCUGCAUCCUAACGGCAAAAUAUUAGAAGGAUUAGAACUGCGAAUGCAAUUAACUGAUCUGGUAUCAGCUGCUCGACAACUUUAUGAAGAAACGUGUAUUUUAUUGAGAGAUAAGGCGCAUCAUUUAAAACUUCGAGAAGAUUUGGAAUCAAAAUUGAGUGCAGCUUUAGCCAAUAUGGAUUCAGAACUUAGGAAAUGCACAAAAACUGAAUCACCCGACGGUCCUGUUUUACAAUUUUUUUAUUUUUUCUUUUACCAGACUGAAAGAAAAAAUCAGCGUAAGGGUCUCUUCUGGAUGAAAUUCCGGUCUCCAGCUACUGGUGUCGGUGCUUCAACAUCGAGUUCUUCCACAACUUCUGUUUCCAAUUGGAGUGUCCAAGAAGUGGCUGCUUGGCUGGAGGCGAUGCAAAUGCACGAAUACGUCGAAAAUUUUGUAAAACACGAUGUCAGGGGUAGAGAACUGUUGACAUUGGCCAGGCGUGAUCUCAAAGAUUUGGGCAUCACUAAAGUGGGACACGUUAAGAGACUUCUGCAAGCUGUGAAGGAAUUAUCAAGUUAA